This is a messenger RNA of Staurois parvus, 1128 nucleotides long. The record is from the annotation of a GenBank genome assembly. NCBI's taxonomy places the organism in Eukaryota, Metazoa, Chordata, Amphibia, Anura, Ranidae.
AUGCCGAGCUGCCUGGCGCCCCGCUAUCGGCUCCUGGACCUGGUGUUUGCGGUGUUGGGGACGGUGGCCUUCCUGUGGGACCUGGGCAUCGAUAUUUGGAGCGCAGUGAAGUAUUAUAAGGGCGGGGACCCCGUGUUUGCUGGUCUGCACUUCGGCCUGUACGUCGUGUCCUCUCUUGUGCUGCAGCUCCUCAGCUGGGGAUGGUUCAGGGCUGACUGGAAGGACUGGGCGGGCAUCCGGCGGCAGCCUUUCUGUCUCUCUAUACUGCACAUACUCCAGUUAGGGUACCCCUUUAGGUGCCUACAUUCAUUGGAAGUGGGGAUAGCUGCAUACCGAAGCAGUGAAAGCAGUCCAGAGUUUAGCCCAUACCAGGAAUAUGCCUAUUUUCUAACUCAUGACAUUAGCAUGAUGAGACUUGUAGAGACCUUCCUGGAGAACACUCCUCAACUCAUCCUUGUCUUAUAUGUUAUAAUACAGCAAGAAACCAUACACCUCUUUCAAUAUUUCAGCAUAGCUAUUUCAUUCAUCUGCAUUAGCUGGGCAAUAUUGGACUACCACCAGUCACUAAGACUGUUUCUGAAAGACAAAGAAAAGCUGAACCUUUUCUCUUCAGUCAUUUACUUCCUGUGGAAUUUAUUCUUAAUUUCAUCACGUAUCAUAUGUAUCACACUUUUUGUGGUCACCUUUCAUUGGAUGAUUGCUGUGCAUUUUGUUGCUGUGUGUUUUGUAUUUUUUCUAUGGGCAUGCCUGCAGAAGACCGAAUUUAUGAAAAAUAAAUUCCUGGAGCCUUUCUACAGAGCAACAGUAGCUGUGAUCCUUUACUUCUCGUGGUUUAACAUAGCUGAUGGGAAAACAGUCUACAGAUGUCUUUUCUACCAUAUAUUUAUUACCCUAGAUUCUAUGAUACUUCUGCUCUCAUGGACGUUUCUGAGGUUUCCAUCCAUCAUGGAUAAGUAUGAAAUAUUAAUAAUUGUGACAGCUGCUCUACUUACUGGUCUAGGUCUCAUGACAAGGUUGUUUUAUUACAAGUGUGUGCACCCCAAUGUGACUAGAGAAACUAAAGAGUACUAUGAUGAACUUGAUGGUAUAAUAGGAGAAGGAACAUACAGAAUGUUUGAACCAACAUAA